CCCCCCGCCCCCCCGCGCCGGGCGGAGCCGGAGCCGAGCGGAGCCGGUGCCGGGGCGGCUCAUUGCGGCGCGGCGCGGCGGCAGCAUGGCCACCACCGUGCCCUGCACCCGUUUCACCGACGAGUACCAGCUCUACGAGGAGAUCGGCAAGGGAGCUUUCUCGGUCGUCCGGCGCUGCGUCAAGCUCUGCACUGGCCAUGAGUACGCUGCUAAGAUCAUCAACACCAAAAAGCUCUCAGCCAGAGACCACCAGAAGCUGGAGCGGGAGGCGCGUAUCUGCCGGCUGCUCAAGCACUCCAACAUCGUGCGGCUCCACGACAGCAUCUCUGAGGAGGGGUUUCAUUACCUCGUCUUUGACCUGGUGACGGGUGGAGAGCUCUUUGAGGACAUCGUGGCACGGGAGUACUACAUCACUGUGUCCAUGAGCUCUUUGCCCGCGUUCCUCCCACCCAUCACUUUGCCCCUGAGCAGAGGGAGCCGCAGCCACUGCAUCCAGCAGAUCCUGGAGGCUGUCCUGCACUGUCACCAGAUGGGGGUGGUCCACAGAGACCUCAAGCCGGAGAACCUGCUUCUGGCCAGCAAGUGCAAAGGGGCAGCAGUGAAGCUGGCGGACUUUGGCCUUGCCAUCGAGGUGCAGGGGGAUCAGCAGGCCUGGUUUGGAUUUGCCGGCACACCUGGCUACCUGUCCCCUGAGGUCCUGCGCAAGGAGGCCUAUGGCAAACCCGUGGACAUCUGGGCAUGUGGGGUCAUCCUGUACAUCCUGCUGGUGGGCUACCCGCCGUUCUGGGAUGAGGACCAGCACAAACUCUACCAACAGAUCAAGGCUGGGGCCUAUGAUUUCCCUUCACCUGAGUGGGACACAGUCACCCCCGAAGCAAAAAACCUCAUCAAUCAGAUGCUGACCAUCAACCCUGCCAAGCGCAUCACAGCCCACGAGGCCCUCAAGCACCCGUGGGUCUGCCAACGUUCUACCGUGGCCUCCAUGAUGCACAGGCAGGAGACAGUGGAGUGCUUGAAAAAGUUCAAUGCCCGGAGGAAGCUCAAGGGUGCCAUCCUCACCACCAUGUUGGCUACCAGGAACUUCUCAGUGGGCAGACAGACCACCGCUCCUCCCACCAUGUCGGCGGCCGCUGCCGGGGCCCCCCUGGGGCUGGUGGAACAAGCAGCUAAGAGCUUACUGAACAAGAAGGCGGACGGUGUGAAGCCCCAGACCAACAGCACCAAAGGCAGUGCUGGCGUCACCAGCCCCAAGGGGACCCUCCCGCCCACCGCUCUGGAGUCCUCCGACAGCACCAACACCACCAUUGAGGACGAGGACACCAAAGCCCGCAAGCAGGAGAUCAUCAAGAUCACGGAGCAGCUCAUCGAGGCCGUCAACAACGGGGACUUCGAGGCCUACGCGAAGAUCUGCGAUCCGGGGCUCACCUCCUUUGAGCCCGAGGCACUGGGCAACCUGGUGGAGGGGAUGGACUUCCACCGCUUCUACUUUGAAAACUGUGAGUACCCGACCUGCCUGUGCCCACCUGGCCACCUUGCCCGGCCUGCCCAUCUUCUCCGUGUCCCAGCCCAACCCGAUCCAUCCGGUGUCCCCGCCUGUCCCCCGUCUCUUGCCCACUGCCUGCCCAUCCUGGCCCCCUCGCCUCCCCUGCUGGGCCAUCCGUCCGCUGCGCUGCCCUUGUGCCUGCCCCUUCCCCUUCCAGUUCCUCCCCCGUUCCCUGCCCCGUCCGCCCGUGCGCGUUCCCUGCCCGUGCCAGCCGCGCUGAUCUCGGCCGCCCCGCAGUGCUCUCCAAGAACAACAAGCCCAUCCACACGACCAUCCUGAACCCACACGUGCACGUCAUCGGGGAGGACGCGGCCUGCAUCGCCUACAUCCGCCUCACCCAGUACAUCGACGCGCAGGGCCGGCCCCGCACCAGCCAGUCCGAGGAGACCCGCGUGUGGCACCGCCGCGACG
Molecule: messenger RNA, 1954 nt
Organism: Poecile atricapillus (Black-capped chickadee)
Lineage: Eukaryota; Metazoa; Chordata; Aves; Passeriformes; Paridae
Gene: CAMK2B
Product: calcium/calmodulin dependent protein kinase II beta
Exons: 19
Coding region: 86-1822 (578 amino acids)
Biological process (GO): protein phosphorylation
Cellular component (GO): neuron projection; cytoplasm
Molecular function (GO): ATP binding; calcium/calmodulin-dependent protein kinase activity; calmodulin binding
Source: RefSeq, a predicted model, not a curated record